Messenger RNA from Hordeum vulgare subsp. vulgare (domesticated barley), 1881 nucleotides. RefSeq names its product OVARIAN TUMOR DOMAIN-containing deubiquitinating enzyme 1-like. The transcript is spliced from 12 exons. NCBI's taxonomy places the organism in Eukaryota, Viridiplantae, Streptophyta, Magnoliopsida, Poales, Poaceae. Gene Ontology annotation, cellular component: nucleus. Gene Ontology annotation, biological process: protein K48-linked deubiquitination. The record is from RefSeq and is a predicted model, not a curated record. The coding region runs from base 1 to 1422 and encodes 473 amino acids. Gene Ontology annotation, molecular function: ubiquitin binding; cysteine-type deubiquitinase activity.
AUGAAGUUCAAGAUAAAACUCAAGAACCCACUGCGCGGGGCAUCUGCCGCGUCUUCCCGCGGCGGCGGCGGCGGCGACGGCGACGGAGCUACACCGCCGACGUCGCCACGGCUCCCGGUCGCACCGCCGCCCGCGUCGCCCUCUCUCGACGCUUGGGCGCCUCCCACCUCGGCGCCCCCGCUUCAGACGCCGGGACCCUCGCCGCGUCCCGCCGGCAAGGAUACGGAUGAAGGACCGGACGAUGAGGAUUGGCAGGAGGUGGAAGAUGAUGAGGUGGAGCUGGAAGAAGGGGAGAUAGAAGAUGAUGCUGAUCCAGGGGAGGAAGAAGAGGAUGAUCAGGAUUCCCAAGGAGGAUCACUUCCUGAACUUCCACUCGGCACAGAAGAUUAUCCACAAACCUUGAGCCAGUUGCUGGUUGGGGAAACGUACCCCGAUGCUUAUCUGAAAAUGGAAUUCAAACCACCAAUCAACGAUCGUGUCGUCACUGGUGGUUUGCGGUGUCCAGAUGCUUAUUUAGGACGUCCGUUGCUGCAUGGGGAAACGUACCUCAAACCACCAAAGGACCAAUUCCGGUGUUCAGAUGCUCUUCCGACAGUGUUAGGACAUGUGGAACAACUCUCGGAAUUGGUUCGUGAAUCUCCAGAUAACUUCAUCAUCCAGGAAAAGACGAAGAUUCUCAGUAAGCAUUAUGUGCGCUUCAGAAGAACUCUGCAAGAUGGCAGCUGUUUUUACAGAGCUUUUAUGUUCUCCUACAUGGAGAUCCUUCGACACAUGCAAGAUAAACAAGAUGAGGUUACUCGUCUUAUCGAAUGUUUGGAUCUCUCUAAAGAUAGAUUCUCUCGUCUUAGGUGGCACAAAGCAGACUUCUCAAUAGAUCCUGAAAAAUACUUCUCAAGAGUUGUUUCUGAGCUCGAGGAGGUUCUCAACGUCAUUGCAGCAGGCUGUACUUCUGAAUGGCUGUACCAGAGAAGCCUGCAGGAGUCCUUUUCAGGCAGGGUUAUACCUCUCCUCAGGUUGCUUACUGAGACUGAAAUCCGUACAGAGAAGUUCUACAGGCAAUAUAUCCCUGAAAAUCUGAGUGUCCGCGAGUUCUGUAGGAAAGCGGUGCAAUCCCUGGAUGCUGAAGCUAGCACUAUACAAAUGAGGGCUUUAACAUUCGCACUUGGCAUACCGUUGCGUGUUGAAGUUGUGGACAACAGCUUGUCGGAUCAAGGUGUGUUAGUGAAGCGCCUCGAUUUCUUCCGUGGGACAGAUUGGGACAAGGGCCCUCUCCGUUUGACUCGGGGCUACCUUUCUUCGCGCACAGCUCCUAUACAGCUGAAGCAGGGAAGCUACGAUGCCGACCUGCUAUCUCCUGAUGGCACACCCAUGCUGACCUUGCUGUGUAGGCGUGGUCACUGUGACAUUCUUUACCGCAAGUGAACAAAGUAUGUGAGUUCGCUCGCUCGCUCGACAAAAACUACGUCCGGGAUGAUUAUAUGGAAACCUAGUAAUCGUCUUGUAUAGUGCGGGUGGCCGUUUGUCGGUCUGCUCCCUAACAACCUGUGAGUGAGUACUUCUGCUACAAGGUUUACCCUGAAUGACAUGCCAUGCUCUGCUCCUUUAUUUUCUUGUUCUUGCUGAUGCUGUUGUUAGUUACACCUGUAUUUGGAAGGAAGCUACAGAAUGGAAGAUAUGAUAGGCACGUAUGAAGAAUUGUCGGGAUACUGUUUUUUGCAAAGAUUUGCAACAUCAAACCUGGCUUAUAUCAGAUUCCGUGACUUGUGUACUUUAUUUUUUAACAAGCAAUUUUGAUAUGAGCUUGACUUGCUAAUGUGAAGUCAAGAACUUCUUUGAAACCAAACCUGGCUUAUAUCAGAUGAAUAGAUCAUCGACUGUAAA